AUGAUGGGUUCACUGAAAAUUGUUUUAUUAUUAGGCGUAAUUUAUUUAUGUAAAGCAGCCGAAGAAGAUGUUCUUGAACUUACAGACUCAGACUUUUCUACAGUUCUAGCUCAACAUGAUACCGCUCUAGUUAUGUUUUAUGCACCAUGGUGCGGUCAUUGCAAAAGACUGAAACCAGAGUAUGCGGUGGCUGCCGGCAUUUUGAAGAACGAUGAAAAUCCAGUCGCUCUUGUGAAAGUAGACUGUACAGAAGGCGGCAAGAGCACAUGCGAGCAGUUCUCAGUAUCAGGAUAUCCCACAUUGAAAAUCUUCAGAAAAGGAGAAGUGUCACAGGAGUACAAUGGCCCCAGAGAAUCAAAUGGGAUCGUUAAAUACAUGCGUGCACAAGUGGGACCCAGCUCUAAGGAGCUCACAUCUGCUGAUGCCUAUGAAGCUUUCUUGGCUAAGGAUGAAGUUGUUGUCAUUGGAUUCUUUGAAAAAGAGACUGACCUUAAGGGUGACUUCUUGAAGACGGCUGACAAGUUGCGUGAAGAAGUUGCUUUUGGACAUUCUUCAUUUAAGGAUGUUCUUGACAAGGCUGGAUACAAGAAUGACGUGGUAUUGUUCCGCCCCAAGCGCCUGCAAAACAAGUUUGAAGACUCGUUCGUUGUAUACAAGGGCAACGAUGAGUCGUACUCGCUGAAGGCUUUCAUCAAGGAGAACUACCAUGGCUUAGUCGGCAUUCGCCAGAAGGACAAUAUGCAAGACUUCACCAACCCCCUGGUCGUCGUGUACUACGAUGUAGACUACGUGAAGAACCCUAAAGGCACCAACUACUGGAGGAACCGCGUGCUUAAGGCAACCAAAGAACAAAGUGAAGUGAACUUCGCCGUGAGCGACAAGGACGACUUUACCCAUGAACUGAACGAGUACGGCAUUGACUACGCCAAGGGUGACAAGCCUGUGGUCGCUGGACGUGACGCAGAAGACAACAAAUUCGUCAUGAGCACUGAGUUCAGUAUUGAAAACCUAUCAACCUUCACAAAAGACCUGCUCGACGGUAAACUAGAGGCCUUUGUCAAGUCAGAAGCCAUUCCUCAACAGAACGACGGUCCAGUCAAGGUAGCCGUAGGCAAGAACUUCAAGGAAGUGGUGACUGACAGCGGUCGCGAUGCCCUCGUUGAGUUCUACGCGCCCUGGUGUGGACAUUGUCAGAAACUUGCCCCCAUUUGGGAAGAGCUUGGUGAUAAGUUGAAGGACGAGUCUGUAGACAUCGUGAAAAUCGAUGCAACGGCCAACGACUGGCCCAAAUCUUUGUACGACGUAUCUGGCUUCCCCACCAUCUACUGGAAAUUCGCUGACAAGUCCAAGAAACCUGUCAGAUACAAUGGUGGUCGUGCUCUGGAAGACUUCGUCAAGUAUGUAGCAGAGAAAGCUUCAGUAGAGCUCAGCGGUUGGGACAGAAAGGGCAAACCUAAGAAGCAAGAGUUGUAA
Arctia plantaginis is the source of this 1473-nucleotide messenger RNA. NCBI's taxonomy places the organism in Eukaryota, Metazoa, Arthropoda, Insecta, Lepidoptera, Erebidae. The record is from the annotation of a GenBank genome assembly.